AUGACAAGUAUCAGUGAAGACAGUUUUAAAAUCAACUUAGACGUGUUGAGAUUCUUUGGUCUGUAUCCAUCAGACAAUAACUCAGUGUUAGUGAAAGUGAAGAGCGUCCUGUUCUAUCUUGUGUCGUAUAUUUUAGUAACAAUUUUGGUGUUUAUGGGCAUUUUAUCGGAGAAUAAUUACGACAAUCUACAAAUGAAUGUUAUCGUUAUAUGGUUAUGUGAAACAAUAGGUUUCACUUUUAAAGUUUUGCCUCUGCUCUUGGACGGACGACGGAUUAUGAACUGUGUGAAUUAUUUUGCUCAAUCAGAGUUCAAGCCGAUCGAUCGUGAAGAAAAGAAAAUUACAGAUGAGUGUAUCUCGGUGUGCCACAGAAAUUCUACAGCUUAUUUUUAUGGGAUUGCUGUGUGGGUGGUUGUUUGGACGCUUCCUGUUUUACUUUCCAAGGGUCGUGCACUUCCUAUAAAUUGUUGGUUGCCUUAUGAUCCUGCAGCUAAUCUCGUCAAUUAUUAUGGAACUUUGGUCUUUCUGUUUUCAGUCGUUGUGUAUGAUGCUUUCACUGGUACAAUGAUUGAUCCUGUAAUCGCUGGAUUAGCAUAUCAGGCAACCUGUCAGAUUAAAAUUUUGAAAUACAAUCUAGAGAACUUGGGGGUUGAUGAAAACUGCAACACCUAUGUGAAGUUUGAAGAAAUUUCUGAAAAAUUAAAGAGAUGCCUUAACCGUCACAUAAGCAUUUUAAAAUUUGUUGCUGAAUACGAAGACUGUUUUUCGUUGUGUGUGUUUUGUCAAAUAAUAGCAAGCACAGUGGGGUUGUGUUUUAUUUGUAUAGGGUUUAUUCUCGCUCAAACGAUAUUUUUUUAUUGUCACUAUGGGACUUUACUAUACGAAGAAAAUAACGGAGUGGUGACAGCAAUGUACAUGGGCUCUUGGUAUAAGUAUGAUGUCAGAAUUAGAAAGGUUUUAAUUACCAUCAUGGAACGUUCUAAAAAACCAAUGAUUUUAACUUCUGGAAAAGUGGUUAAACUGACUCUUGAAACAUUUGCUUCGGCGAAAGUCAACGUGUGGGAUGAUUAUCGCUUAGAUAUAACUUACUACGUCAAAUAUCCACUUCCUACACUACUUGCGAAAUAUCCUAUCACAGUUAUUAUAUCUGAUUUUUAUUCCAUGUUGAUAUUUUUUUAUGCCAUUUUCGAAACGGAUGUGGGCUGCAUUUUUGGUUGCUUAUGGUCAUGA
This is a messenger RNA of Zophobas morio, 1230 nucleotides long. Its product is annotated as odorant receptor Or1-like. The record is from RefSeq and is a predicted model, not a curated record. Gene Ontology annotation, cellular component: plasma membrane. Bases 1 to 1230 code for a protein of 409 amino acids. Gene Ontology annotation, biological process: detection of chemical stimulus involved in sensory perception of smell; sensory perception of smell. NCBI's taxonomy places the organism in Eukaryota, Metazoa, Arthropoda, Insecta, Coleoptera, Tenebrionidae. The transcript is spliced from 8 exons. Gene Ontology annotation, molecular function: olfactory receptor activity; odorant binding.